Choloepus didactylus (southern two-toed sloth) is the source of this 834-nucleotide messenger RNA. RefSeq names its product ERH mRNA splicing and mitosis factor (gene ERH). Lineage: Eukaryota; Metazoa; Chordata; Mammalia; Pilosa; Megalonychidae. The transcript has 4 exons. The record is from RefSeq and is a predicted model, not a curated record. The coding region runs from base 110 to 424 and encodes 104 amino acids.
GACGACUUCCGGCGGCUUCUCUCGCGGGGAUUGGCUGUUGGCGGCGUUGAGUCUAAGCUCGUGUGCGGUGGCGGUGUCGGCAGCGGCUGCAGUGAAGGAGUUUGGCGCGAUGUCUCAUACCAUCUUGCUGGUACAGCCUACCAAGAGGCCAGAAGGCAGAACUUACGCUGACUAUGAAUCUGUGAAUGAGUGCAUGGAAGGUGUUUGUAAAAUGUAUGAAGAACAUCUGAAGAGAAUGAAUCCCAACAGUCCCUCUAUCACAUAUGAUAUCAGUCAGUUGUUUGAUUUUAUUGAUGAUCUGGCAGACCUCAGCUGCCUUGUUUACCGAGCUGAUACCCAGACAUACCAACCUUACAACAAAGACUGGAUUAAAGAGAAGAUCUACGUGCUUCUUCGUCGGCAGGCCCAACAGGCUGGGAAAUAGUUGAGUUGGAAGCAUUAGGAGGGUGGGGGUGGACUUGGAACACAGGUGUGUACAGCGUGCCGUAGUAGAAAUUUUGUACUAUAGUAGUCCUGUUUCCAUUUUGUUACACUCUAGCCAGGAUUGACUGUAUGAGAUGAAAUGUGAAGAUCUUGUUCAAUCUGAAACCCCUGUUGCCCCCUCUUUUCCCUUUUUUUUUUUUUUACUUAAACAUUUUUAUGAUGAUUUAGAUGAAAGUUGUUCUUUGUCAGUUAACGUUGGUUCCAAUCCUGCAAGCUGUUUCUAUCUGCUUUAUAACAUUCACUGAACUAACCUUUCUGCAAGAUUGGGUGGGGAGUGGUGACAAAGUUUAGUUAUGUCCUCAAGAUAAAGUCUUAGUAAGAAAUAAAUAAAUGCUCUUUAGUUAUAUUUUC